Molecule: messenger RNA, 657 nt
Organism: Colletotrichum phormii
Lineage: Eukaryota; Fungi; Ascomycota; Sordariomycetes; Glomerellales; Glomerellaceae
Product: DUF218 domain-containing protein
Exons: 1
Coding region: 1-657 (218 amino acids)
Cellular component (GO): plasma membrane
Source: RefSeq, a predicted model, not a curated record
AUGGCUUCCGAGUCAUCUCAGAUCAACCUCGAUGCGGAGAUUGUAUAUGAAUAUCAUCGAAUGCAUAUGGCUGUCAGUCCUGCUAGUGCCAUUUUUUGCCUUUGCAGUCUCGACACACGCGUAGCUACACGCGCAGCACAGCUUUUUCUCGACGGAUACGGAGAUUAUCUUAUUUACUCGGGCGGAUCAGGGAAGCUCACGGCGAAUCGAUUCACGGAACCAGAAGCCGAAGUGUUUGCAGGCAUUGCAAAGAAGUUGGGGGUCCCGGCCAAUAAGAUUAUCGUCGAGCCAAAUUCCAGCAAUACCGGCGAGAAUGUUCGGUUCACCCACGCCCUUUUGAAAGAACUAGGGCUAGAUGCCACUAGUUUCGUGCUAGUCCAGAAGCCAUACAUGGAAAGAAGAACAUUCGCGACCUUCCGAAAACAAUGGCCAGACCCCAAAACAGUGUUCACUGUAACAAGCCCUCAACUGGAGUUUGCCCAGUAUUCGAAUAAAGAAAAUCCCAGAGACUUGGUUAUUGAAAUCAUGGUGGGAGACUUGAUGAGAAUCCGAGAGUACCCGGCAAAGGGAUAUCAAGUUGAGCAAGAAAUUCCUCCCGAGGUUUGGGAGGCAAACCAAAGGCUUAUAGAAGCUGGGUACGACGGGCAUUUGCCUUGA